AUGGGUAAGUUUGUGCGGACGUGCACCCACGGGCUCCUCGGCGGCCGGCGCAUGAAUCGCAUGGCAUCCGCCUCGCGCCAUGUCGCGCAUGUCUUUGCCAAGGUCUCCAAACUGCCCCUGAUCAUCAGCUCGAUGAGCUGGGAAGUGAUCUCAGAGGGACUGAAGAGCACGCAGGCGAUGAUGCGGGAUGAUGCUGGGAAGUGCAUUGUCAACGGCAUCUCCAUGGCCAGCAGCGAGCAAGAGUUCGUGCGGGUGGCAGCAGAGUGCAGGCGCUUUGGAGCUGCGAUUGUGGUGCUCGCGAUGUCAAGAGUCGCUUUGACACGUUUCCUCAACCGGCAGCGAUGGCGAGUUCCCGAACUAUCAGAUCAGGAGAAAGUCACCUCAUGCCAGCGCGCCUACCAGCUGCUCCGAUCUAAGCUCGACUUCCUGCCGGAGGACUUCAUCUUUGACUGCCUCGUCACGCCUUUGGGUUCCCAUGGCAACAGAGCUUCCCCGAAGGACUUCAUCGAUGCUGUGGCAGAAGUCAGGCGGACUUGCCCGGGUGUGAGCUUCAUCGCCGGUGUCAGCAACCUGGGUGUUGCCUGCCGAAGUGCCGCAAUGCUGCGCGAAGCCCUGGCCAGCACGCCGCGUCCUCGGUGUGCCGGCACUCUACGUCUGCAGACAGCGCUUUCCAGCUCUGCCGCAAGCUGCAGGUUCCUGCCGCAAGCCGUGUCUGUGGGCCUGAACUUGGCGCUCGUGGAGCUCGGCCGCCUGCCGCGCGUCGACAGCCUGGAGGACAGUGACCAGCUCUGCUACUUGCAGCCAGUGCAGGAAGGGAAGGUGCGACUCGCACAGGAAGCUCAGAAAGCGAAGGCGAAGGUGGUGAACACCUUGCAGCCAAAGGAGAAGUCGGCUUUGGUGCCGGUGAAGCAACGUGCUCCACAGCCUGCCAGACCCAGCCCGCAGUUUACCCAUCCUGUCGAGAUUCUCGUUCAGGCAACGCGCACCGUCAGCGCGUCGGUCUUCCAGACCUUCGGGAGCAAGGCGCAUGCGGCAGCCAACUUCCACAGGCUGGGCGGCCAGAAGCAUAACGUCAUAACGGAGAUCCGUUGCUUGGUUUGUGAGGAGGGUGGGCGGGGGGGUGCUUUCGACUUGCGAGGCUCAGCACGGCCACGACCAUCAACAAAACCGUGUUUUUCUCCUCGAUCUCCGUGUACAUGGGCCAGGGAGGAUCAGGACCGGCUUGAUAAGGCCCAAGUCUGGUCUCGAAGUUUGAAGAUGCUUGAAGAUGGUGGAAGUGCUGAAGCAGUGAAGGACCCGGAACUGUGGGAGAGGCCGCAUCAAGGCAUCAAUCAGUACUCAACCACCGUGCCCUGGGGUGCCAUUGGAGAAAUCGGUCUGCGAAAGGCCAUCUACGGCUCUCGAGACGUCUUCGCUCGACCUGGGACAGAAGCUCAUCGGACCGGCCGACACCUCCUUCCUCGAGAAGCAGGUCUGCUGCAAUCCCUUGACUUGGGACUUCGUUGGCCUGGCCUACCUGGACAACACCUGGCAGCUUCCUGGAUGGACAAUUGA
Messenger RNA from Symbiodinium sp. CCMP2592, 1554 nucleotides. Lineage: Eukaryota; Dinophyceae; Suessiales; Symbiodiniaceae. The record is from the annotation of a GenBank genome assembly.